Molecule: messenger RNA, 1544 nt
Organism: Odobenus rosmarus divergens (Pacific walrus)
Lineage: Eukaryota; Metazoa; Chordata; Mammalia; Carnivora; Odobenidae
Gene: SHF
Product: Src homology 2 domain containing F
Exons: 5
Coding region: 102-821 (239 amino acids)
Molecular function (GO): phosphotyrosine residue binding
Source: RefSeq, a predicted model, not a curated record
UCCUUGAAGACUACGCGGACCCGUUUGAUGUCCAGGAGACUGGUGAAGGCCCAGCAGGAGCUUUGGGAGCCCCAGAGAAGGUCCUUGAAAAUGACGGCUACAUGGAGCCCUAUGAGGCCCAAAAGAUGAUGGCUGAGAUCCGGAGUUCCAAGGAGACAGCAGCUCAGCCCCUGCCUCUGUAUGACACACCCUAUGAACCAGAGGAGGAGGGGGCCACCCCAGAGGGUGAGGGGGCCCCCUGGCCCCGGGAGUCCCGGCUGCCAGAGGAUGACGAGAGGCCCCCUGAGGAGUAUGACCAGCCCUGGGAGUGGAAGAAGGAGCGGAUUUCCAAAGCCUUUGCAGCCCAGUUUGAAGGAUCUGAGAAGAGCUGCCUGUCACCCGGCCGGGAGGAGAAGGGGCGGCUACCUCCCCGACUCUCUGCAGGGAACCCCAAGUCAGCCAAGCCCCUAAGCAUGGAGCCCAGCAGCCCCCUUGGGGAGUGGACAGACCCAGCACUGCCUCUGGAAAACCAGGUCUGGUACCAUGGGGCCAUCAGUCGAACAGAUGCCGAGAACCUGCUCCGACUGUGCAAAGAGGCCAGCUACCUGGUGCGCAACAGUGAGACCAGCAAGAAUGAUUUCUCUCUGUCCCUCAAGAGCAGUCAGGGCUUCAUGCACAUGAAGCUGUCCCGGACCAAGGAACACAAGUACGUGCUGGGCCAGAACAGCCCACCCUUCAGCAGCGUCCCUGAAAUCGUGCACCACUACGCCAGCCGCAAGCUGCCCAUUAAGGGGGCCGAGCACAUGUCCCUGCUCUACCCCGUGGCCAUUCGGACUCUGUAGAUGGGUGGCCCGGGCACUGUGACAAAUCUGGACCCAGCCCUGUGCCCCUCCCCUGGCUGAGGGCUGUGGCCCCUCCCAGGGACCUGUUCUGUCAAACCUUUCUUCCCCUUCCCUGAGAUCGAGUGGAAGCUGGAGAUUCCUUAAUUUAUUCUAAACGGGAAGGCCUACUGGGGCCUCGGAGUAAAAGGUGGUCUGGAGCCGAGGACAGAGGAAUCCCUGGGGAGAAAGGAUAGCCCCUGGAGGAAGGGGGCUUCAGAGCCGCUGGUCUCCAGAGGAGUUUGAGAUCCGCAGCUCCCCGCCUUUUCCGCCCCUAGGGCACAGGUGGCGACCCCCUUCCCCACCGGCUCCUUCCCCCUGGGUCAGUGCGGGGUGGGGCAGGACGCGGGCCUGCGGGGCGCCCUGGCCGCCUCCACCCCUAAAGCGCCAGCGGGCUCCGUCCAGAGUCCGGUGCGGGGCUUUGGGAAGGCAGACCCCUGCCCCCCCAGGAUGGAGCUGGCCGUGGGGGUGGGGAAACGAGGGGAAGGGCUCGGGUCAGAGGGAACUUGCGCAGUCCCCGGGCCGCUCCGGCUCCCGGCCAGAUGCAAUAAAUAAACCCAGUCCUGCCAGGCACUGCCGCGCCUCCAGCGCCGCCCCCCGGGCUGUCGGGGGAGGGAGAGGCGAAGCGAGCGCAGAUUCUGUUUAUAAAUCAGUUCUGGAGCAGACACAAGCCGGCUGUGAAAAGCA